AAGAAGGAAGAAUACUGGCAGGGUGGGGGACAGUCAAAGAGUAUAUGGCCAAUCCUCUUGCUAGUGAUUCUGACGACGACAAGAAAAUUUCACGCGCCGAGAAUAAGGCUGUGAAAAGGUUAAAGGAUAAGCAGAAAAAGAAGAAAGACGUUUUUCUCAACAGACAGAGGUCAAAGUAUGUAUAUCAAAGUCCUAGUUUUGCGGCGGGAGCUCCGGGUCAGGUUUCUACUUCUGUGCGGCAUUCUGAUGGGAAUCAGCUUUUUCGUGGCCAGCGGGGAAACCAGGGAGCCUGUUUUGCAUGUGGGGAUUUCCGACACUUCAGGAAAGAUUGUCCAAUCGUUAACAAAUAAGCGGGACAGUCCAGGACUGGGACAUAAUAUAAGGACACAGAGACUCGAGAGGCUCAAGUUAUCAAAGAUUUAGCGACACGUGCUUUGAAAGAUGAGUAUGAUAUGGUACCGGAUCACCUUAAAGACUUAGCAUUGACGGUUCCACACUUGCUACAGGGGUGUAGAGCAGACAGUACCGUUAGGAAAUAUUGCCAUGGUUAUUUGCGAUGGAAACAAUGGGCAUUUCAAAACAAUUUUGAGGAACAGGAUAUUUUUCCGACGAAACCGUUCGUUUUUUGCAUAUAUUUAUCUUAUUUGGUUAGAAAUAACGGCAAAGUUGGAAGUAUUACAGAUGCACUAUAUGGUAUAAAAUGGGCACACAAUAUUGUAGGUAAAUCAUCACCCACAGAUUCUUUAUUAGUAAAAAAUGUAUUUGAGGGAGCGAAACGAUUGUUAGCGAAACCUAUUAGGAGGAAGGAACCAAUCACCGUGUCAAUUUUGAAUAAUGUAUAUGAUAAACUCUUCGAUAAGAACAAUUUGUAUAAUCAAAGAAUUUUAACAAUGUGUUUAUUUGCUUACUCAGGUUUUAUGAGGAGUGCAGAGGUUUUAGCGUUACGGAGGUCUGAUAUCCAGAUACGCACAACACAUUUAGAAAUUUUCGUGGAGCGGUCGAAAACAGAUGUAUACAGAGAUGGUGCAUGGAUUCUUGUGAGCAGAACGGAGUCGCGUUUGUGUCCAGUGUGUAAUUUUGAAAUUUAUUCCAAGUUGUCUGGGAUUUGUGAUGAUUCCGAGGAAUAUGUUUUUCGUAAUGUUACGAAGAAAGGCGACAAGUAUGUGCUUAGGAAAGCUAAUAAACCGAUGUCUUAUUCGCGCUUUCGGGAACAUUUCAUCGAGUCCUUUUCUGCUUUUGUGCCCGACAUUAAAAGUUAUGGAUUGCACAGUUUUCGCGCAGGUGGAGCUACUGCUGCAGCUAAUUGUGGUAUUCCGGAUAGGUUGUUUAAACGCCAUGGGAGAUGGCGGUCUGAGACAGCCAAAGAUGGGUAUGUUAAAGACAAAUUUGACGAAAGGUUAAGCGUUUCUCAACAUUUGAAUUUAUAAUUUAUAGAAUCGUGACAGUUUUAGUGUGCGUAUCUGGGAUUAAUUCUAUUCAUAAUAUAGAUUUGAAAACAAUUUUCCCGUUCUUUGAGUUUCAUCAGUCAGUGCCUAUGUCGCUGGGAAAUACAAGAUUUUGUAUUUGUGUUAUUAUUCCUAUUGGAUAAUAAUUUAGGAGAGAAAUAUAAUUUCAACCGGUUGACGGUUUAGGAAUUAGGAUGAAAUUAUUUUCUCUUUGGUAUGAGAGUAGCCAAUAGGUGGCUCUAGUCGUGCUACAGGUGUUCGCACGUGCUGAGAUAGUGUAUAUACGUGUCAUUCAGGCGACACAGGUAAAGCCGUGCACACGUGAAUUUUUUGUUGUUGUUAUUUAUAAAUAA
Molecule: messenger RNA, 1798 nt
Organism: Mizuhopecten yessoensis (Yesso scallop)
Lineage: Eukaryota; Metazoa; Mollusca; Bivalvia; Pectinida; Pectinidae
Exons: 2
Coding region: 453-1427 (324 amino acids)
Biological process (GO): DNA integration; DNA recombination
Molecular function (GO): DNA binding
Source: RefSeq, a predicted model, not a curated record